Messenger RNA from Protopolystoma xenopodis, 612 nucleotides. The record is from the annotation of a GenBank genome assembly. Lineage: Eukaryota; Metazoa; Platyhelminthes; Monogenea; Polystomatidea; Polystomatidae.
AUGUUUUUACAACUACAGCAAUCACAAACUCCUGAGUUUCGCAUUGCUGGUCCUGGCUCUCUCUGGGGACUGAACCUACCCUUAUCAACCAUACCCCACUCAGGAGUAUAUAUUUAUGUCGAAUUUCAAAGCUUACGUAUUGAGCCGGACGAUCUAGAACCUUUAUUUGGCAGUGCUUUUCUGUAUGACGUACAUUCACGACGACGGGUCUCGGAAACGUUCGAGUUUGAUGUCAAUACUGACAACCUUCUCGAGCUAUUCACUGGUAGUGGAGCUGCUUCACAAACUUCCUACCGUGAAUUUCCCACAAUGGCGCGUUCGUGUAUCUUCCGUGUGACUCCUCGGCGUAUCAACACAGUACCAGUAGCUAAGGCUCCCCUCUUGACCUCUGGAUCUCGCCAGGCUUCGGACGAUUUUGCUCGUAAUUCUUUGAAUCCUCCAUGUCAACAAUGCUUGAAGCAUAAGAACCUUCAUCCAAGCAGCCUAGGAUCCAUCAGUGGUACGGUACCUCUUAGCGCUUUUAUUCCUGGACAUUCUACCACCAUUACAACUCCAGCACUGAGCAAGUGUUGUUCCGGUGGAGUAAUUCUUGUUAUCCGGGUAACUGAGUAA